AUGAGAUUUGGAUGUGCCAACACGGACGAUCCUGAUACAUCAGAGCUUAUUGGACCAUCAGAGAAUGUAUGUGAAUACGGCAAGUGGCGAGAGGUCCAAGAUUUUUGCUGGCUCAAGAGCACGCCUUCCCCUAAUUGGUGCUUGCACAGUUUGCAGCAAGGCAAGCUAGCGUUGCUUGAGUGGCAAAAGCGCAUGAACAAGGAGGGCACAUGA
Messenger RNA from Coccomyxa subellipsoidea C-169, 213 nucleotides. RefSeq lists its product as hypothetical. Bases 1 to 213 code for a protein of 70 amino acids. The transcript is spliced from 3 exons. NCBI's taxonomy places the organism in Eukaryota, Viridiplantae, Chlorophyta, Trebouxiophyceae, Coccomyxaceae. The record is from RefSeq and is a predicted model, not a curated record.